Aspergillus sclerotioniger CBS 115572 is the source of this 1077-nucleotide messenger RNA. RefSeq names its product retinol dehydrogenase. The coding region runs from base 1 to 1077 and encodes 358 amino acids. The record is from RefSeq and is a predicted model, not a curated record. NCBI's taxonomy places the organism in Eukaryota, Fungi, Ascomycota, Eurotiomycetes, Eurotiales, Aspergillaceae. The transcript has 2 exons.
AUGGACCCCUACUACAAAGAGCACCAAGACCCCUAUGGUCCUGGCGAUGUGCGUCCUACAGCAUCACAUAUCAUAGCGGUUAAUGGUAUGCACGAUAAAUGGCAGGACAAGGUAGUCCUUAUUACUGGAGCUACCGGCGCCAUUGGUCUGGAAACCACCAUAGCUCUUCUUCGAACGGGUGCCCAUAUAUUCAUAACCGCACACAACGAAAACGAGGGCCAAGACGCGGUGGAAAAGAUCCUCAAUCGAUGUGGCCCCAAAGCGAGAAUCGACGUCCUGCCACUUCGCAUGGAAUCUCUUGAUUCGGUGAAGCAGGCGGCUGACGAGUUCCUGAGGCGCAGUCCUACUUUGAAUGUUCUGAUCAACAAUGCAGGGAUUCAUGAAGCCCCACAGGCUCUAACAAUGGAGGGAUUCGAAAGCCACUUCGGUAUCAAUCACCUGGCGCACUUCACUCUCAUCACGAAGCUCCUCCCCGCUUUGAAGGCCGGUAGUUCAAGUGCCUUUCAGUCGCGGAUUAUCCAGGUUUCCGAUGAUGCCCAUGACCUCAUGCCCGUUGACUUUGACGAUGUCAAUUUCGCAAAGAAGAGAUAUAUCCCGUUUCUGGCAUAUGCCCAGUCCAAGACGGCGAUGAUCUGGACCGCCAACUACGUCAAUACCGUGUACGGACCGGCUGGGGUGCACGCACUCUCGGUCAAUCCUGGCAAGGUGUUGUCAGGUCAUUACCAAUUUUUGGGACCUGAAUGGUCGACCUCGUUGACGGAUGGCAAGGGGGCCAAUAUGGUAAAGAACCCGAAGCAGGGGGCUGCAACCACGGUGUGGGCUGCUGUGGGGAAGGUCUGGGAGGGAAAGGGUGGAGUGUACCUUAGUGACUGUCGGUUAUCAAGGUGUCCACCAUGCUUCAUUGACGGCCUGGAAGGAUUCCAUAUGCGCUGGACGCAUGAUAGGAAGAAUGAGGAGAGGUUGUGGAGGUUGAGUUUGGAGUGCAUAGGGAUGGCAGAGCCCUUGAUUGAGGGCAUGACACCUAGCUCCCAUUGCAAUAUCCCAAACCUAGGUCUUCCGGUGGCGAUGGAAGAAUGA